AUGUCUUCUCCUUCUGACACCUCCUCAGCUCCUAAAAAACAAGACGCCUCUACUCAGGCCUCAUACCCGCUCGAACCCACGCAACUCGGCACCUGGUCAUCCGACCUCAAGGCCGAUGUUGUGACUGCUCUUGCAUCAACUGUGAUUGUGAACCAUGGAGCCACAACUGCAUUGAUUAACCGUGAUGCUCGUAGCCGUGGGUUAAUUAAUGUAUACUCUAAUGCAGUUACUCCUGAGGGUUCACCUACAAUGAAUCAAAAACAAAGUGGAAGAUGUUGGUUGUUUGCAGGAACAAAUCAGUUAAGAAUUGGAAUUAUGCGUCGACUUAACUUGACAGAACUGGAAUUAUCACCUUCUUACUUGUUUUUUUAUGAUAAAUUAGAAAAGGCCAACUUCUUUUUGGAACAAAUUGAACAAACUGCAACCUCUGAAGAAGUUGAGUCACGUUUAAUCCAACACUUGUUAACAGACCCUGUAAUUGAUGGUGGACAGUAUGACAUGUUUGCAAAUAUUGUGGCCAAGUAUGGAUUGGUUCCUAACUCUGUGUUCCCAGAUUCAUUCAAUACACUUGCUUCUCGGAACAUGAAUUAUGUGAUUACCACGUUGCUUCGCCAAUACGCCCAGGAGAUUCGUGAGGCAGUUGCUGAUGGGGCCGAUACUGCCAAGUUGCGAGCUCAAAGAGAGGCUCACAUGGCACAAAUCUUUAAGUUAUUAACUGUAUUUUUGGGGACUCCUCCAGGCCCCAAUGAUGAGAUUGUGUGGGAAUAUGUGGAUAAGGAUAAGGAGUAUCACUCGGUUAAGACUACGCCUCUUGGGUUCUACAAGGAUGUCGUACAGUAUGAUGUCGCCGACACUGUGUCAUUGUUGAAUGACCCUCGUAAUGAGUAUAACCGGUUGAUUACUGUUGAUCGGUUGGGUAACGUUGCCGGGCGGCCGUAUGUGACUUAUGUCAAUGCAGAAAUUGAUGUUUUGGCUAGUACUGCAGUGUCAUUGAUUAAGGCCAAUGUUCCUGUAUUUUUCGGUACCCAUACACCUAUUUAUCAUGACCGCAAGAGUGGUAUUAUUGACACAGCAUUAUGGGAUUAUAAGUUAAUUGGGUUUGAUCCUAAACAGAAUAAAGCUGAUCGUUUGCGAUACCAUCAAUCAUUGAUGACACAUGCCAUGUUACUGACGGCUGUUCAUGUGGACCCAGAAUCUGGUGAGCCUGUGCGUUGGCGCGUGGAGAACUCGUGGGGGACAGAGCCUGGAAUUAAGGGCUAUUUUAUCAUGUCUCACGAUUUUUUCAAGGAGUAUGUGUACCAGAUUGUUGCACAGAAGAGUGCUAUUGAGGAUGAGGGAGUCAAGGCUGUGAUUGAAGAUUGGGAUAACCAGAAACCCAUUGUAUUGCCACCUUGGGAUCCCUGUGGAGCUCUUGCCAAGUUGUAA
This is a messenger RNA of Magnusiomyces paraingens, 1425 nucleotides long. RefSeq lists its product as uncharacterized. Gene Ontology annotation, molecular function: cysteine-type aminopeptidase activity. Bases 1 to 1425 code for a protein of 474 amino acids. The transcript has a single exon. Gene Ontology annotation, cellular component: cytoplasm. Lineage: Eukaryota; Fungi; Ascomycota; Dipodascomycetes; Dipodascales; Dipodascaceae. The record is from RefSeq and is a predicted model, not a curated record. Gene Ontology annotation, biological process: response to toxic substance; L-homocysteine catabolic process; proteolysis.